Psammomys obesus (fat sand rat) is the source of this 1816-nucleotide messenger RNA. RefSeq names its product apolipoprotein L3-like. Bases 363 to 1373 code for a protein of 336 amino acids. Gene Ontology annotation, cellular component: extracellular region; membrane. Gene Ontology annotation, biological process: lipoprotein metabolic process; lipid transport. The record is from RefSeq and is a predicted model, not a curated record. NCBI's taxonomy places the organism in Eukaryota, Metazoa, Chordata, Mammalia, Rodentia, Muridae. Gene Ontology annotation, molecular function: lipid binding. The transcript has 5 exons.
CUGGGGCAUGCUGGGGGCUUCUGAGAACAAACAAUGCAUGAGGUUCCAGGGUGCAUGUAGGGGUCUAUGGAAUAAGAAGCCAUGCACGCAGAUAUCCAGGUGCCAGACACGGUAGACAAAGCAGCCUCUCUGUCUGCAUCCACAGGAUGAGGGCAGCCACGGUAGAGGAGGAUGGAGAAGGGUUCUUCUGGACAGGUUGCUGGGUCUCACUGGAUCCUGAAGUGCAGCUAGCCAGCCGAUGCACACAGGAAGGACAGCUGUGCUCUCUUCCAGCUCAGCCUCGGGAAGAUUUCUUGUCUGGACUCACAAAGAACUGUGAGGAAAACCUGUGAGAGAUCCCACACCUGACACCAAGGUCCCUCAUGGCCUCCACAGUCUUGACGAGACGCUUCAUCCAGGAAGUCAGUGAGUAUCUGCAGGACUCAGCAAGCAGAGAAGACCUGCAGCUCCUGUUGGACAAAGAUGAACUCUGGAAGGUGUUGGUGGCAGAGGCUGGAUUGUCCAGAGCUGAGGAAGCAGCGCUGCAUAAGGUCCUGAAGCUGCUCCUAAGACUCCGAGCCACGGAGGACAAAGACAGGCUUCAAAAGGAGCUGCAGGACAGGAAGAGGUUUGUGGAAGCUUUUCCUCAGCUGAAGAGAAAGCUGCAGGCAAACAUCAGCAGGCUCCGAGCUCUGGCUGACCAUCUUGACCAAGUGCACAGGCGCUGCGCUGUCUCCAACGUGGUGGCCGACUCCACCAGCACUGCCUCUGGGGUCCUGGGGAUUGUGGGUCUAGCUCUGGCACCCGUAACAGUGGGGGGCAGCCUGCUGCUCUCAGCAACUGGGUUGGGGCUGGGGACAGUGUCUGUUCUGACUGGUGCUGCCACUAUGGUUGUGGAGGAAGCAAGCAAGUGGUCAGAUGAAGCUGAAGCCAAGCGCCUGGUGGCAGACACCAUGGAUACUCUGAAGACAGUGUUUGUCCUGGGGAAGAGUUUGCUCAAACUUUCUAAAAACACCUAUGAUGUCAUAAAAAACUUGAAAGCCUUGGGACAAAAUAUCCGUGCCAUUAGGGUAGCCAGAGCCAACCCGCGCUUAGUAGCAGAUGCCAAGCUCCUCAUGACUACUAGGCUAAUCCCUGCCCGACGUGCUGAUCAGGUGCGGAAUGCCUUUGCAGGCACCGCUUUGGCGAUGACCAAGAAAGCCAGAAUCAGGGGUGCAGCCAUUGCAGGAGUCUUCCUUGUGGUGGAUGUCUACCACCUUGUAAAGAACUCCAUGCAUUUAUAUGAUGGGGCAAAAUCAGAGUCCGCCAGUGAACUGCGGGCCCUGGCUGAGGAGUUGGAGGUGAAGUUGGAAGAGAUUGCUCAGAUCCAUAAGAACCUACUGGUGUCUUACUGACAGCCACCCGCCCUCAAGUAAUAUUGAGGUCAGUGGCGAUGAUCUGGACAGAUUCAAGGUGCUGAGCCAUUUUGGUAGAGGGGGGAUGAGAUGGUUAGUUUCAACUGUCCUCUUGACACAAUCUGGAAUCUUGUGGGAAGAGUCUCAGUGAGGGAUUGUCCAGCUCAAGUUGUCCUGUGGCAUGCCUGUGAGAGAUUUGUCGUAAUGGCUCUAAUUGAAGUGGGUAAAUUCCUCCACUGUGGGUGGCCCUAUUCCCUAAGUAUACAUUCUGAAGUGCAUAACAAAAAGCAGACUGAAUACCUGGAAGCUUGCAUGCAGGAAUUCGUUUCUCAUUGCUCUUGACUGUGGAUGCACUGUGGCUAGCUGCCUGGGCCACUGCCUUGACUUCAAGAUGGUGGACGAUAGCCUGGAACUGUGGGCCAAAUAAAAGCUUUCUCCUCUCA